AUGCCCAGAGACGAUCUUUCCAUCGACGGCUUCAGCGACAUCAGCUUCAUGGCUCACCCAGAACACAAGAAGCUGGAUGCCACGGAGGUACUCGAGGAUUUUACUCACGUCGCGGGCAACUGGCACAAUGAGCUCGCGCAUAUCCAAGAGGAGAUUGCACACAAGGACGCUCAGGCUAUGGAGUGCACGGCGACAAUUGCCAAAAAUGACGCCCUCAUCCAGAAGUGGAUUCGUAGUCACGGAAGCCAUGUCCCAAACCCUAAAGAAGAACAGCUGCAGAGUAUCAUUAGGGAGAAUUUCGACAAGGCCGAGUUGUUAACGAAUGAGAAGGUAGCGUUGGCCAUCAAAUCAAAGACGCUGAUGUUGAAACAUUUGAAAUGGCUCGAUACGCAUAUUGAAGAUCUGGUGGAAAGAGGAGAGAUCCCAUACGACAGCGAGCUUGCCGCGAUCCUACAGCCUCAAACUUCCCGGCAGUCAGCUUCAAGUGUCGAUCAUAGUGUCGCUGCAGUGCCCCCUACUCGACACGCCAAUCAGUACCCGAUAAAAAAUACGAUCCCUACGCAUAUGCAGGCUCAGCAGAACAAUGCCGUGUCAUCAUCGGCUCCCGGAACGCCUAAUAACGCAGCGCUCCAACAACGAAACCGUGAGUCCUCCUCCGGUGCCAACAAUAAGCGACCAAGGUUGACUGGGACUGGUCCUUUAGGACUUCACCCGCCUAACAGCAGUCUUCUGCCAAACCGUGCUUCGUCUAAUGUUCCAGGUACUCCAGGGAGAGGUGCUACACCAGUCGCGGUGUCGGCCAGAGCAGGAAGCGCAGGCCCACGAGCAAUGCAGAAGAGUACCAAAAAGGUGGCUCCACAAGGGAGCAGGCAGAGUGGACAACCCAGAAAGUCAUUGAAAAAAUCUGGUCUGGCGCGCAUCAGACGACCCGGGCCCAAGAAUUCGGCGUCUUUGGUGGAUAGCGAAGGAGCUUCGGGCUCUGAGGAGGAGGGUGAUGUUGGUACGCCACCAAGACGCAAAGAUGCCGACGGAGAUGAAGAGAUGGGAGAUUUGGACGAAGAAGAGGGGGGUGAUACUAACAAAUACUGCACCUGCCAGAGUAUCAGCUACGGCGACAUGGUUGCUUGUGACAACAUGCAAUGCCCGUACGAAUGGUUUCAUUGGAACUGUGUUGGUCUCCAGAGCGAGCCUGUGGGUCUUUGGAUCUGUCCAGUUUGUAAAGCCAACGGAUUUGUGACGGAUAAAGCUGAGUGA
Molecule: messenger RNA, 1254 nt
Organism: Drepanopeziza brunnea f. sp. 'multigermtubi' MB_m1
Lineage: Eukaryota; Fungi; Ascomycota; Leotiomycetes; Helotiales; Drepanopezizaceae
Source: RefSeq, a predicted model, not a curated record